AUGAACCCCGCCGCCAUUUUCUAUCUUGUUCAACUUCUUUGGGCAAUUCCGAGCACUGUCUUCUCUCGUCCAUCUUUAUCCCUUAACACUUCCCAAUUCUUGGUUCACUCGCUUCCAGGAAACCCUGCCCUACCUGAUAGCUGGGCUGGUCGUCUGCCGAUUCCCGAAAGAAAGGGCAACAACAUCUUUUUCUGGCUCUUCGAUGCCGAAGAUGCAGCAUACGAUGAUAACUUGAUCACGAAAGCUAAUCGGCCCGGCAUCAUAGUUUGGCUAAACGGCGGACCUGGAUGCUCCUCCCUCAUUGGCCUAACAACUGGCAACGGUCCUAUCUCCUUCGAUGGCAACUCCACUCGCCUCGUUGAAAACCCUUACUCGUGGACCAAGCUCGGCCAUGUGCUCUACGUGGAUCAACCCGUCGGCACGGGGUUCUCAACGGCCAGUUCUCUGGUGCGAUCCAAUGAGCAGGUAACAGCAGACUUUGCACUGUGGCUUCACGAAUUCUUCAGAUGGUUUCCACAUCUUCUUUCAAAGAACGUCCAUAUGAUGGGCGAGUCGUAUGCAGGGAUCUUUGUGCCCUACUUCGUAGCCGCUUUGAUGGAAGGGAACUACUCUCUACCUAUCAACUUGCGCUCAAUGUCCCUGGGCGACGGAUCGUGGGGAAAUGCAGCCGCUAUGUCAUCUGUUGCAAUGGGAAGAUACAUGCAUACCCAAAAGAAUCGUCUCAAUGUUUCCACAGAUAUCCUUUCUGCUUUCGCCUCCGCGGAUAAGAUUUGUGGAUUUGAAGCAGUGCUGAAAGAAGCGAACACAUACCCACCCGAGGGGAAGAUCCGGAUUCCCGGAGACCCGGAAUGGGUUAACUACCGUCGUCGACAAAGCCUGGAUCUUGCGCGCCGUGAUGGGUCUUCGCUUGGGAUCCUGGAUGGGUCUUGUGAUGAGGAUCCCUCGACACCUGCGGAAGUUCACUCCUCAAUCCUGAAUUCCUCCUGUUACGGCCCUUGUGCGACAUUCUCAACUGCGGAGAACUACAUGUACGCCUCCUCGACUUGUUUCAGCAUUUAUGAUCUGACACAUAAUUGUUCCACAAUCAAUCCCAUCCCAUUACUGGAAGAAUACUUCAGUCAACCGGACGUGCAAUCUGCUCUGCAUAUUGGUGACAGUGGUACAUACACGGCCUGCAACGAUACGAUUCUCGCAACGCUGGAAGGUGUAUCAUUAUCUGUUGAGCCACCGGAAUACGAGAUUCUUCCUUCGCUGGUUACCAAUCACAGUAUCUCCUUGCAUAUUUACAAUGGAGAGCUGGACAUGCUGAUCAAUCAUAUCGGAACUGAGCUGUCCCUGCAGAAUAUGACUUGGCGAGGCGCGCAGGGCUUCCAGCGAAAACCGAACAAUGCUUUUUACGUGAAUGAUGCGACACCUGACCAUCGUACCUCUAGUAGCCAGGGGGCGAAAGCUGGCAUUUGGGCUGCAGAAAGAGGGGUCUCGUAUCAUUUGUUCGAGGGAGCGGGACAUAGUGUUUUCGCAACGAAGCAGCGACAGAUGUUUGCUUUUGUGCGGGAUGUCGUUAUUGAGGGGAAGGCGGGUUGA
Messenger RNA from Penicillium malachiteum, 1584 nucleotides. RefSeq names its product putative serine carboxypeptidase (gene cp9). Gene Ontology annotation, cellular component: trans-Golgi network. Gene Ontology annotation, biological process: proteolysis; apoptotic process. The transcript is spliced from 2 exons. Bases 1 to 1584 code for a protein of 527 amino acids. NCBI's taxonomy places the organism in Eukaryota, Fungi, Ascomycota, Eurotiomycetes, Eurotiales, Aspergillaceae. The record is from RefSeq and is a predicted model, not a curated record. Gene Ontology annotation, molecular function: serine-type carboxypeptidase activity.